This is a messenger RNA of Zymoseptoria tritici IPO323, 204 nucleotides long. RefSeq lists its product as uncharacterized. The record is from RefSeq and is a predicted model, not a curated record. The transcript has a single exon. Lineage: Eukaryota; Fungi; Ascomycota; Dothideomycetes; Mycosphaerellales; Mycosphaerellaceae. The annotation marks the transcript as partial.
ACGGAGGCGGAGGACCAAGUGGAGGGUCGACUCUUUCUGGAUGUUGUAGUCGGAGAGGGUGCGGCCAUCCUCGAGCUGCUUUCCGGCGAAGCUCAAUCGCUGUUGGUCCGGUGGGAUGCCUUCCUUGUCCUGGAUCUUCGACUUGACGUUGUCGAUGGUGUCGGACGAUUCCACCUCGAGGGUGAUGGUCUUGCCGGUGCUUGA